AUGGCGGUGUGGCUGGACCUGGCCACUGCGUCUCUGUUCUUCGUCUUCUACAGUUUACAAUGGAUAUUUUUCUCUACCUUCAGCGCCGCGCUCUACAGCCUGCGACUCGUGGCAUGGCCAUUCGGCGUCCUUUUGCAUGCCCUGCUCUUUGUCUUUGCUCCUGUGAUAUAUACCGUUCGAUUUCUUCUCUCACCGAUUUUUGUAAUCACGCGUAACUUUCCCAGAUUAGAGCCUCUGUACAUAUACUUCGGCUCUGCCGCCUUCAUAGGCAUCGCCGUCGGCGUUUUCUUCAGGCUCACUACCUACUCGACCUUCACACUCCUCGGGCUCGACAACGACGAUGAGACCAGCAGGAAGUCGCGCUCGCGCUUCUACUCCGCGGGACCCUCGGCGCAGAGCACUCAGCUCUCCCUUUCCGAAAAGUCUCACAAUUCUCAGCCCGUCACGCCCGUAAGCGAGCGGAAGGAUUUCGACGCUCUCCUGGCCGGCAUAAGCUCCGAGCCCGAGUCGGAUCAACUGAUUGCCGCUUUGCAGAGCGCAGGAGGAGGAGGAGGGUGGCGGGACAGCCCCAACACAAAGCGAAAGCGGAGAUCGGCUUCGGGUCUGGGCGGCGGGGGCUCGGGUCUGGCACGGUUCAGCACGAUCUUGGAGGAGGAGGAUGAUUCACUUUGA
Molecule: messenger RNA, 672 nt
Organism: Cryphonectria parasitica EP155
Lineage: Eukaryota; Fungi; Ascomycota; Sordariomycetes; Diaporthales; Cryphonectriaceae
Exons: 4
Coding region: 1-672 (223 amino acids)
Source: RefSeq, a predicted model, not a curated record